UUGUUCCUUUUCUCCCAUUUCGAUAACCUGUGUUCAGUGAGAUGUUUUGCUCGCGCCUUGGCGCCUGCACUUGGACACGACUUAGCGUACGCCUCGCAUGUCCCAGACUUAUGUAAUUUGUCUCACAAGCCAUUCCUCAACAUUUUAUUGUGCGUGCGAAGUCAUCGAAACCCCAGUAUCGAGGUAUUGCGUCCGAGGCCGACUCAUUAUCAAAUACGAGGCACGCGCCGAAUUUUAGUAUAAGCAAUUUUCGGAUAGGUUAUCGACGCCAGUAUGAAAAACGGCAUUUUAAACCGAUGAAAAAAGAAGAUAUCCUCAUCUGCCCGAGAGAGAGGCUAGGAGUGGAUUAUGGUUUGGAUUUGAUGGAGGGCCUGGAACGCCGAUGUAUGCCUACUGGAGACGCCUACCGAAAUUUGUACCUUCGAAAUUUACUUAUGUAUUCAAGCGGACGACUAGGUAUGUUUUUUCCGUUAAGUGUAUAAUCGGAAAUCGCUUCACUACAAAACCGAGAAGCCCAGCCAAUUCAAGAUGUAUUACGUUCAGUCUUGUUCGAAUAAUAAGUUUUCCUUCCCGAAGAAUCUCUUGAGUUUAGACGACACUCAUUUCAGAUCUCUGGGGAUUCUCAUUGCAAAUUCUAUCAGCGAAGCAGAAAGAGUUUAUGUCUUAGACGCCUGUCUUGGCUCACAUCGACUUGGACAGCAAAAGGUCCGAAUCAUUACAGAUUCUGCCAAUAUCGCUCUAUAUUUUCGACAUAUGCUUGUUCCUCACCCAGAGACUAAUCCGAGCUUGUUCCACUAUAAUCUGGUCGUCUACAUUGCCACGUCGCUGAAAAUCCCAAACUCGAAGGAGUACGCGCUCACAUCCGACUCGUUCGCCGCUUCUAAUCCGGAACGCGGCAUUUUGUUGAUCUCAAAUGUCAAAAAUACAGAAACCAUCACAGACGCUAUUCUGGCGGCUGUAGGCUCUAGAGUCAUUCAUGAAGAGAUUCCGUCUCUUCCUAUACAAGCUCAUAUUAUGUAUCAUCGCGGAAAAUCUGCGCUGGUCAUAGAUCCGUCUAAACUCCUGGUAUGCGCCGUGCCCGAAGAAACAUAUUUCAACGGUUUCCAUAGCGCUCUCUGGAAUUCACAUGGGGUUUUUCACAUGUUCGGAGGGGUCGCUCAUCAAAAUCUGAAGGCCCCUAGAUCAAGGGGAGACCUUGUAGAGAUGACACUACACGGAGACGUCACCAAUGCCAGAGUCAUUCAGCCUCUUCACAACCUCGUUCCGAAAGUGCCUCCACCCACUACGUUAGUUUUUGUCAUCAGAGAUAUCACAGGCAUCCUUCCGGGGCUCGCGAAGCUCGCCCCGCAAGUCGCCUCCAAGUACCUCGCAGCUGGAUAUGGUGGAAAACCGAACCAGCUCCAACCCUUCUAUUUUCAACACAGACUCGUUUCUCCCUUUGGAAAGCUCGAAAAGCUCUUCGAAGAGUUGGCCGUGGCGCACCACACACGUAUUUAUCUAUGUAAUAUAAAACGCAGAGAUGGCACUGAACUCACACGAAACGAAAUAGAAAACAUUCUCUUGACCUCGCUAGACAAUUCACUUGAUCAGUCGCCGCCGGAAAGGGACGACGUUCUAAAAUGUGACGUCAUAAAGUCGGUGCGUGGCGUGUCUACUUCUCUGGAUCCCUUACAGGGAUGGCAAAAAGAUGAAUACGUAUCCAAGGCGAAGCGCUUCGCAUCGCUCAUAGGCAUAUAGACAGACAGUUUUGCGUGCUCUCUACUAUAAACCGGUGGAAAAAAUGUACAUAUCAACGACGCGCAUAACA
This is a messenger RNA of Schistocerca gregaria, 1807 nucleotides long. RefSeq names its product phosphoenolpyruvate carboxykinase (ATP)-like. Gene Ontology annotation, molecular function: phosphoenolpyruvate carboxykinase (ATP) activity; ATP binding. Lineage: Eukaryota; Metazoa; Arthropoda; Insecta; Orthoptera; Acrididae. Gene Ontology annotation, biological process: gluconeogenesis. Bases 529 to 1737 code for a protein of 402 amino acids. Gene Ontology annotation, cellular component: cytosol. The transcript is spliced from 3 exons. The record is from RefSeq and is a predicted model, not a curated record.